AUGACGGUUGGUAUCGAAGCGGACGGGAGUGCAGUGCUCUUUCAGAAGUCCCCAAAAGCACCCCCACACUACACUGCGGCGUCGUGUCCAAUCCUUGAGGUUGUGCGAGAUGAUGCGUUCCACAGUAGCCCUGUUGACUGGGCUAAUACAAAAGCAAAAGGCGAGCUUGGACUCAGUUACGGUCACAUACCUGAUAAUCCCGACGGGCCAUCAUCAGUCUCGCUUCACAAACCACUCAUGCCAUCACAAAUCAGCACGUCUAACACCCUGUCAUUUGCAUUGCAGCCAGGUGCCAGGAUCAUAGAUUACUCACUGACCAGAGUACCAUCUCUGCCAUCGAUUGUCAUAGAUGACUCGAAAUGGCAUGUCUCCACAUAUAGCUCGCUGGCAGGAGCACUCGACGAGUGGAAAAAUGGGAUGAUAACCCAUAUGCGAAUGGGUAACACUCCGGGCAUUCCGAAAGGGGGAUGGGUGGUUUCAAAUGUCAGAGAAGCACUUUCAGCUCACGGCGCACUUGACGAGGCAUAG
This is a messenger RNA of Suillus paluster, 528 nucleotides long. RefSeq lists its product as uncharacterized. The transcript is spliced from 4 exons. The record is from RefSeq and is a predicted model, not a curated record. Bases 1 to 528 code for a protein of 175 amino acids. NCBI's taxonomy places the organism in Eukaryota, Fungi, Basidiomycota, Agaricomycetes, Boletales, Suillaceae.